ACAAACACCGAUUCGAUUCUUGAAUCUUGACCAGUGAUUCUUUCCAUUGACGGAGCCACCAGCUUUGGGCGGCGAUUCCGUGUUCUCCUGUAGAAGCAACAUUUUGGUCCUGCAUAGUUGACUUUCUCUCUCCUUUCUUAUUUACCACCGCAUUUUCUCUCUCUUUCAGUCUCGGACGAACGGGAAGCAAUCCGUUAACUUAAGCGGUCUUGAGAAGAUGACGAUUACAUCAAAUAUCUCUGUCCAAAACGACAACCUCGUUGUCCAAGGGAAGACAAUCCUGACCAAAAUCCCCGACAACAUUAUCCUAACUCCGGUUACCGGUGCUGGAUUUGUUUCCGGCGCUUUUAUAGGUGCAACAUUUGAACAAAGCAAGAGUCUCCAUGUGUUCCCAAUUGGUGUCUUGGAGGGCCUUCGGUUCAUGUGUUGUUUCCGCUUUAAGCUAUGGUGGAUGACUCAGAGAAUGGGAAGCUGUGGAAAAGACAUUCCUUUGGAGACACAGUUCAUGCUACUGGAGAGCAAGGAUGAAGUUGAAGGAAAUGGAGAUGAUGCUCCGACCAUCUAUACCGUCUUUCUCCCUCUACUUGAAGGCCAGUUCAGAGCUGUUCUUCAAGGGAAUGAGAAGAAUGAGAUAGAGAUUUGUCUCGAGAGCGGAGAUAAGGCGGUUGAAACUAGCCAGGGAACCCACCUUGUCUAUGUCCAUGCUGGAACCAAUCCCUUUGAAGUUAUCAAGCAAUCCGUAAAAGCUGUAGAGAGACACAUGCAGACAUUUCAUCACCGUGAGAAGAAGAAGCUGCCUUCUUUCCUAGAUUGGUUUGGCUGGUGUACAUGGGAUGCGUUCUACACAGACGUGACUGCCGAGGGCGUUGAUGAAGGCCUUAGAAGUCUUUCUGAAGGAGGUACCCCUCCUAGGUUUCUGAUCAUAGAUGAUGGUUGGCAACAGAUAGAAAACAAAGAGAAAGAUACAAACUGCGUUGUCCAGGAAGGAGCACAGUUUGCUACCAGGCUUGUUGGUAUCAAGGAGAAUGCAAAAUUUCAGAAGAAUGAUCAGAAGGAUACGCCAGCAUCAGGACUUAAGAGUGUAGUUGACAAUGCGAAGCAGCGCCAUAAUGUGAAGCAAGUUUAUGCGUGGCACGCUUUAGCUGGCUACUGGGGUGGAGUUAAACCCGCUGCCUCUGGAAUGGAACACUAUGACAGUGCAUUAGCAUACCCAAUUCAGUCCCCAGGUGUCUUAGGGAACCAACCAGAUAUAGUAAUGGACAGCCUCGCUGUUCAUGGUCUCGGUCUUGUCAACCCUAAGAAAGUGUACAACUUCUACAACGAGCUGCAUUCCUAUCUGGCUUCAUGUGGUAUAGACGGAGUCAAAGUCGAUGUGCAGAACAUCAUCGAAACACUUGGUGCUGGUCUUGGCGGAAGAGUCUCUCUCACUCGCAGCUACCAUCAGGCUUUAGAAGCUUCCAUUGCGCGGAACUUCGCAGAUAAUGGUUGCAUUUCAUGUAUGUGUCACAACACAGAUGGACUAUAUAGCGCUAAGCAAACCGCUAUUGUUAGAGCUUCCGAUGAUUACUACCCGAGAGAUCCUGCCUCUCACACCAUCCACAUCGCAUCGGUUGCAUACAACACCCUUUUCCUUGGGGAAUUCAUGCAACCUGACUGGGACAUGUUCCAUAGUUUACACCCAACUGCAGAGUACCAUGCUGCAGCGCGUGCUGUUGGUGGAUGUGCAAUUUAUGUCAGUGAUAAGCCAGGGAACCACAACUUUGAUCUGUUGAGGAAGCUGGUUCUUCCAGAUGGAUCAGUUCUUCGUGCUCAGCUUCCUGGUAGGCCUACCCGUGACUGCUUAUUCGCUGAUCCAGCUAGAGAUGGGAUAAGCUUGCUCAAGAUAUGGAACAUGAAUAAGUUCACUGGUAUGGUUGGUGUAUUCAACUGUCAAGGUGCUGGUUGGUGCAAGGAAACGAAGAAGAACAGGAUUCAUGAUACUUCUCCUGGAACACUCACUGGUUCGGUCCGUGCUGAUGAUGCUGAUCUCAUUUCUCAAGUUGCUGGUGCAGAUUGGAGUGGAGAUUCAAUAGUCUACGCUUACAAAUCAGGGGAGGUGGUAAGACUACCAAAAGGUGCCUCAAUCCCACUCACUCUCAAAGUCCUUGAAUAUGAACUCUUCCACAUCUCUCCUUUGAAGGAAAUCACUGCAAACAUCUCGUUCGCACCUAUUGGUCUACUAGACAUGUUCAACUCAAGUGGGGCUAUCGACUCCGUUGAUAUCAAUACCGUGACCGACAAGAAAGCAGAGCUCUUCGAUGGAGAGGUCUCCUCUUCUCCCGCGCUCAGCGAGAACCGUUCUCCAACAGCUCUGGUAUCUCUAAGUGUUAGAGGUUGUGGUCGUUUUGGAGCUUACUCUUCUCAGCGUCCACUGAGAUGCACCGUAGAUAAGACCGAGACUGAUUUCAAAUACGAUGCGGAGGUUGGGCUUGUGACGUUGAGUCUGCCGGUGACGAGGGAGGAAAUGUUCAGAUGGCGUGUAGAAAUUCUGGUCUAAAAUUGGAAAAAACCUCGAGAUCUAUAUAGUUUGGGGUUAUUUUUCUUCUUCACAUUCAUCAUUAUAUUGUAUUAGAUGUUUAAGAUUUUAGGACAUGCAUGGUUGUAGUAGUAGUAGUAUCUUCGCAUGUAAUAAUGUUGUUACCUUUUUAAAUUAGGGAGCCGAUGUCUCUCUGUAGUUUUAUACUAAUAAACUCUUUUAAAAAUAAAAUUAAUCCUUAACU
Molecule: messenger RNA, 2759 nt
Organism: Eutrema salsugineum
Lineage: Eukaryota; Viridiplantae; Streptophyta; Magnoliopsida; Brassicales; Brassicaceae
Product: probable galactinol--sucrose galactosyltransferase 2
Exons: 14
Coding region: 218-2536 (772 amino acids)
Molecular function (GO): raffinose alpha-galactosidase activity
Source: RefSeq, a predicted model, not a curated record